Molecule: messenger RNA, 2418 nt
Organism: Jatropha curcas
Lineage: Eukaryota; Viridiplantae; Streptophyta; Magnoliopsida; Malpighiales; Euphorbiaceae
Product: protein REDUCED WALL ACETYLATION 3
Biological process (GO): xyloglucan metabolic process; plant-type secondary cell wall biogenesis; xylan biosynthetic process
Cellular component (GO): Golgi apparatus
Molecular function (GO): acetyltransferase activity
Source: RefSeq, a predicted model, not a curated record
GCAAACAAUUUCUUUCGAAAUUUUCAAAUAGAAAGCAAUUCAACAACCGAAAUCAAAAACCAAACCCACUUACCUUCACCGCCUGUCACCUCGAUCACCAACAAUAACAACAACAACAGCAACUAAUCAACCGUUUGGAGGAGGAGUGUAUGAGUGAGUGAGUGAGUGAGUGUGAGAGGGACCUCUCCUCCGCCAUUUUUUGUCAAUUCUUCAAGCAAACUCUUCUAUUCUCUCUCUUUCGCAGAUCUCUUUUUCUUUGUGCUUGUUGUUUGGUCUUCUUACUAGUAAUAUUUAUGACCAUGUCCUUUGGAUCACUACUCUCUGUCUAUCUCGCUUGACCUCUCAAUCUCUCUGUUUUCUGGAUCGGAAUUCGGAGAUAUGGUGAUAUCGGGUCCAAUUACGCCUGGACAGGUGUCUUUUUUGCUUGGAAUUAUUCCAGUUUUUGUUGCAUGGAUAUACACAGAGUUUUUAUACUACAAGAAAUCCUUAUUGCCUUCUAAAGUCCAUUCAGACAAUAAUCUGGUUGAGUUGGAAAAGGAGACAAUCAAGGAAGAUGAUCGGGCUGUUUUACUUGAAGGAGGCCUCACAAAAACAACAUCUGCAAAAUUUCAUAGCUCAUCCAUCAAAAUGAACUUAAUCAGGUUUAUGACUAUGGAAGACUCUUUCUUGCUAGAAAACCGAGCAACUUUAAAAGCAAUGUCUGAGCUUGGGGCAAUUCUCAUAUAUUUCUACAUAUCUGACCGCACAAACUUGUUAGGAGACUCCAACAAGAACUACAAUCGGGACCUUUUCCUCUUUCUCUAUGUUCUUCUCAUUAUAGUGUCAGCGAUGACUUCAUUGAAGAAACAUACUGAUAAAUCAGCAUUCAGUGGAAAAUCCAUUAAUUACCUUAACCGGCAUCAAACUGAGGAGUGGAAAGGAUGGAUGCAGGUCCUAUUCUUAAUGUACCACUACUUUGCUGCAACAGAGAUAUACAAUGCAAUACGUGUCUUUAUAGCUGCAUAUGUUUGGAUGACUGGCUUUGGCAAUUUCUCUUAUUAUUAUGUUAGGAAGGACUUUAGCCUUGCACGUUUCACUCAGAUGAUGUGGCGGCUCAAUUUCUUCGUGGCAUUUUGUUGUAUCGUCCUUAAUAAUGAUUAUAUGCUGUACUACAUCUGCCCAAUGCACACGCUUUUCACUUUAAUGGUGUAUGGGGCCCUUGGUAUAUUUAACAAGUAUAAUGAAAAUAGCUCAGUGAUGGCUGUGAAGAUUCUUUCUUGCUUUCUUGUGGUUAUCUUGAUUUGGGAAAUACCUGGAGUGUUUGACAUUAUCUGGAGCCCUUUUCGAUUCUUAUUAGGGUAUACUGAUCCUGCAAAGCCAGAUCUUCCUCGAAUGCAUGAGUGGCAUUUCAGAUCUGGACUUGAUCGCUAUAUUUGGAUCAUUGGAAUGAUUUAUGCAUAUUACCACCCCACUGUGGAGAAAUGGAUGGAGAAAUUGGAGGAAUCAGAAACCAAGAGGAAACUCUCGGUAAAAGCAGGAAUUGUUUCAGUUGCUUCAUUGGUUGGUUAUUUGUGGUUUGAAUAUAUUUACAAGCUGGACAAGGUUACAUAUAACAAAUACCAUCCCUACACAUCGUGGAUCCCUAUCACCGUUUACAUUUGCUUGCGGAAUUUCACUCAUCAGCUUCGGAGUUUCUCUUUGACUCUCUUUGCUUGGCUCGGCAAGAUAACUUUGGAGACAUAUAUUUCUCAGUUCCACAUCUGGCUGAGAUCGAAUGUGCCAAAUGGACAGCCUAAGUGGCUUCUUUCUAUUAUACCAGAAUAUCCCUUGCUGAAUUUCAUGCUCACAACUGCCAUCUAUGUCUUAGUAUCUCUUCGGCUUUUUGAAUUAACCAAUACACUCAAGUCAGUUUUUAUACCCACAAGAGAUAAUCGGCGGCUUUUCCAUAAUUUUGUUGCUGGGGCUUCCAUUUCUCUAUUUAUAUAUUGUGUCUCACUCAUUCUUCUUCAGAUCCCUCAUUCUUCUGCCUGAUAAAUGAAGAUUAGAAAGAGAAUAUGCAUAGAGGUUUUUCAGUUGAACAUACAAAGAAAUACAGAUGAAGUGAAAUAAGCGAACAUAGAAAUGUUGCUUGGAGAUCUAGCUGAAGAUGAUGAGUGUUUUCAACAAACUUAAGGGCGAAAAUGCUCUCCGAUGCCAGCCCGGUCUGAAGCUAGAUGCUGGAUUUGCCUUUGAAGAUUGGGCAGCAGGCAAAUGACAGGAAAGGGAUUCUUUUUGUAAUAUUACAUAUCAAUAUAUAUUCUUUUGUUUUUCUAUUUUUUUUUUUCCUUUUCAUAUUUUAUGCCAUUGAUGAAGAAAGUAGGUUAUUAUAACCUAAAUUUGUUGUUUGUUAUCCAUCGAAUCCAAGAUUCAAUAGUAAUGCAAUUUUAUUGUGAAUAUGUA